Molecule: messenger RNA, 1865 nt
Organism: Dissoconium aciculare CBS 342.82
Lineage: Eukaryota; Fungi; Ascomycota; Dothideomycetes; Mycosphaerellales; Dissoconiaceae
Product: putative Ferriportin iron efflux transporter
Exons: 4
Coding region: 1-1572 (523 amino acids)
Biological process (GO): iron ion transmembrane transport
Cellular component (GO): membrane
Molecular function (GO): iron ion transmembrane transporter activity
Source: RefSeq, a predicted model, not a curated record
AUGACAGGACCAGAUGAGAAUGCAACAUUGGCAGAGCCGCUAUUACGUCCGAGUGAAGAUCACUUCGAACGAGACGAAUUCUGCGACGCAACUGCAACGCACGGGGAGGACGAGAGCGAUGAGUCUACCGAAACAGAAUCUUUGAAUGAAGUAAAGCGAAAGAAUACCAGAAAGCUCCUCUACACCUCGCACUUCCUUUCCACCUGGAACUCUCGUCUCUUCGAAUUUGGAGCAUUCCUCUUCCUUGCAAAUAUCUAUCCUCAGACACUUCUGCCGGCAUCGCUGUAUGCGCUGUGUCGAAACGCUUCAGCCGCGAUAGCAGCACCUUGGAUCGGCAACUACAUCGACCGAGCGGAUCGCUUGGUCGUCGUACGAAUUUCGAUAGUCGUUCCGCUCAGCAUAUGUGUACCAGUCGGACAGAGGCUAGCCGUUGCAGCAUCCUGCUGCGCCUUGUUCGCCCUGUUGAGGUUCGAGCAACUCCGAGACGAGGCUUCGCACGCUUUUCUUGCGCUGCUUACGGUUCUCGCAUGUGCUGAGAAAGUCAGCGCUGUGUUGAAUACAAUCUCAGUGGAGCGCGACUUCGUAGUGGUCUUGGCGGCAGGUGACGAGGCACAACUUUCAUUGCUCAACUCGCGAAUGCGACGAAUCGACCUAUUCUGCAAAUUGAUUGGUCCUUUGGUCAUCUCUCUGAUCGAUGGAUUCUCGACUACCCUCGCAGUGGCCAUUACAGGCGGAAUGACGAUUCUCUCUGUCGUGUUCGAGUACUGGAGUAUUGCUCGAGUUUACAAUCGCGUACCAGCUUUACAAGCACCAAAGUCAGCGAUCACCGAAACACCACCGGACUUGGAACACACGCUACGACGAUCGAUUCGACGGUCACUGAAAGGUAUACUGCUCUACGUCAAUCAUCCCGCGUUCCUCCCGUCUUUGUCUCUGGCGCUGUUGUACAUGACUGUGCUGUCCUUCUCCGGACAGAUGAUCACGUAUCUCUUGACUCUCGGCCUCUCAUCAGGUGUGAUUGGUGCAUUACGUGGAAUCUCUGCCGCAGUCGAGAUGUCCGCGACCUGGCUUGCGCCGAAGGUCACACAUCAUAUCGGAAGUGAAAGGGCAGGAAUAUGGUUUCUGAAUUGGCAGAUUCUCUGCGUCGCCGUGGCCGGCCUUUUCUUCUGGAUUGAUGUGCCGUCUAAUGUCGCCGCGGUGGGCGCUGUUACGGCUGUGAUCGCCAGCCGUGUUGGGCUAUGGGGAUUUGAUCUGAGCGCGCAGACAAUCGUGCAAGAGGAAGUGGAAACUGAUCGAAGAGGGGUGUUUUCGUCGCAAGAAUUCGCCCUGCAAAACACAUUCGAAAUGCUGGCAUUCGCGAGCACAAUCAUAUUCCCCAAGCCGGAGCAAUUCAAGUAUCCCGCUACAGCCAGUGUCGCAGCAACUGCAUUGGCGGGCGUACUAUAUGCCUUGUUUCUACGUGGACGGCGAGGACAUCUCUUGCAUCUGUCGAAUUGCAUCGAUCCGAAAGGACAACGUAAGGAUCACGAUCACUGGUAUAUGUUGGCCACACGGAGGGGGAGCCGAGAAUGAUGAUGGAAUCAGUGUGAUUGUAUGAUAUGAUGCCAUGACUCAUUUAUGUUGGAUUUCAUUUCACUCAUGACCUUUCAUGAUUUCGGGAAAAAUGACACGCAUGAUCUCAUCUAUGAGCGUAAACACAAGGUGGGCACUAGAGACCACGUUAUUAGCAUAGUCAUUCCCGACAGAAAGACUCAAUUGGCAAACUCACUUCAGUCGAGGGUUGUUCAGCACAGCAACGAGUUUGCGGCCAGCCGCUUGAGCGUUGUACUUGCCGACCACACUUCCCGCAACAUCCGGCAUCAAGG